This is a messenger RNA of Corythoichthys intestinalis (scribbled pipefish), 1789 nucleotides long. RefSeq names its product armadillo-like helical domain-containing protein 4. The transcript is spliced from 7 exons. The coding region runs from base 348 to 1520 and encodes 390 amino acids. The record is from RefSeq and is a predicted model, not a curated record. Lineage: Eukaryota; Metazoa; Chordata; Actinopteri; Syngnathiformes; Syngnathidae.
AUUAGAAGCAUGUGCAUAAAUCAGUGAAAACGCAUGACAAUUCAAAUCAAUGAUGCUCUGCAGUAGACACCAAAAAUGUGUUCAUUACGAAUCGUAAAUGAACAUUUAGCCUUAUUUAUCCCUUCGCGGACGGUGUAAAUGACAGUUUCCAUCAUUUGGGGCGUCACUGGUGGGCGCACUUGAGGAGAUCUGAAGCUGGCAUAAAAACAACAACAAGGAGCGAACCUCCCCUUUCCCUCUUUUUAAUCCAUCCAUCAUUCAACACAGGAACCCCAAUUUGUCCUCACUUUUUUUGCAUCUUCUGUAAUCCAUCAUGCACCCUGCAAGGCCUUGAAAGCAAACAGAAGAUGUUGCUGUCAGAUGCCCUCUAUCGCCUCCUCCUGGCCUCAGUUUGUCUGUGUGUCUGUGGAAAUGCAAUUAAAGACAUUCAAAGGACCACAGGCUCACCCAGAUUGAGAUCUCUGAGGAUGGUGGCCCAAAUUGAAAAUGAGGCAGGAGCGCUCAAGAACUUCCGAAAGACAUUUGGCAGCCUUGGCGAAGCCGUUCUAGAAAGGACACCGAGAGACACAAUGUUUGGAGACGCUAGGGUGUCUUCCUCCAGCGGAGCUCCGAAUCCACCCGGAUUUACCGGUGGGAGCUCCACGCUGUCGUGGGAACGUGAAAGUCCCGACAUCCCCACGCCUCCGGAGCCCUUCUUACCUGACAUCAUGCCUAAAGAGGACAACGUGGACAGCCUGUGGACGGAGACCCUCACACCAAGCGGAGCAGACACGGCGGCGCCGCCAUCCCAGGACGAACCUACGGAGGGCACCAUGUCUUCCGAGUCGCUUCCUCUCAUUUUUGAGCCUGUGGAAGAAUCCGGGGCUCAGCUUCCCUCCACCGCGACUUCACCGUUGGGGGUCGAUGCCGAGACAGGCGAGCCUUCGCGGACACCACCGACGACAGCAGACGCCAAGCGCCCUUAUCCUGUUGGCCACUUAGAACUUGCACACGUAUCCACGACGGCCGAUCCAGAUACGCAGUACCACUUUUGUUUUUUCGAGACCGAGCACUACGGUAAGCCGCCAAGGCGUUCAAACACAGUUCCAUUUUCAACCGGCAAAACAAUCGUUUGCUUUUCAGAUAUGGACGAAGCGGAGAAUUCUGACGAAUCGCCGGAAGAUGACGAGAAUGAGGCGGAUCCCACCGAGUCGUCCCAGACGCAGGCCCCUUACAGCCUUAUCCCUCCGCCUCCCGUAUGGGUGCAACGAAACCAGGGCCUGAUGCGAAGUUGGGUGGCGCUGAUCCGCGAAAAGGCGGGCUACGUGUCAGGCAUGCUAGCCCCGGUAGCCAUUGGAAUGAUGGGGGCCCUGAUACUCGUCGGCGCCCUCUACAGCAUUCGAAGGAUCCAGCGGCGGCGGAGGAACAGCUUCAAACGCCAGCGUAGUAAGGUUCAACCCGCAGAGCAAACAAGUGAAACCCGCCCCGGCCGACAGGAUCAGGCUAUGCUGCUGGCGGACAGUUCCGAGGAUGAGUUCUGAUCCAGAAGACUUAAGCAGGGGUGCAAACGCAUUUUUGUGGCUGGCUACCUGGUGGUUAUGGUUUUCUUUGGAGAGCCGCCGUUUACCAGAUUUGGACUGCCACGAUUGAUCGGCUACUCGACAACUAAAUGAUGGUAAAAGGAACAACUAUUUUGAUAGUGGAAGAGUUGUGUAGACGUUGUUCAAAUCCUUCGUAGCAAAUAUUCUUUUAUUGUUUAUAUUGUGUCGAUAUUUUUUUCAAAUAAAAAAUUUGUAAGGGGCAAACAGAA